UUGGGAAAUCUAGUGUUUUUAAUCCAUUGCAUCUUUUGCUCACCUUAUGAACCAUGAAGGUGAAGGGCCAAGUUGCAUAGACGAAAGGCGGUGCAUUGCGGUGAUCAAAUGCACGGAAACACUCACAAACAGCGCAACUGCCCCACCAUUUUAAUUUAAUCGUUACGACUGCGAAAUUCAUAAGCGAUCGAAUAGGACUGUACCUGCACAAUAUCACAAAAGCAAAUUUCCAACGAUCGCACAAACCUGCACACCACGAGCCCAGCAAGGAUCUGAUAUCCAGCUCCCUGUAGAUAACCGUUCAAACCUCAAACUUGUAGACUUUGCAUACAACCAUCCUUUGUGCCAGAAUUUUCGAUGCCAGCAACAGAAUUUGACUCUCUCAUCUCCUCCGACUCUGAUUCAGACGACCAACGAAAGCGCGUACUUGCGCGGGCGUUGAGAAAGAAGGAAGCCGAGAAUGGUCGGUCGGACUCUGAAUUGUUCGACUCUGAUCCAUCAUCUCUUUCCGAAUCAAUGCUUUCUGAUCUAUCCUCGUCCAGUAGUGAAGAUGAUGAACCGCACACGAUAAUAUCUGGAAAAAAACGACGAAGAGACUCUAUCGUAUCUACGACAUCCGUCGGGUCAGUCUCUAAAAAGCCCCGCGGAAAUCGAAGUGUAACAAAUAAGAAGCCACCAGCAAAAGGUACUGUCAAAAUAAAAGGAGCAGCAGGAAAGGGAAAGGGACGAGGGACGGGUACCAUAUCUUCAAAAGGAACUGGUACGCCAGCAUCCAACUCAAAGUCGCGGGCGUCAGGAAAGAAAAACGGCUCGCUCAAGAAGCAGCUAUAUUGUAUAUGUCGGUCCGAAUACGAUGGGGAAGAGUUUAUGAUUGCUUGUGAUGGAUGCCAAGAAUGGUUCCAUGGAAAGUGUGUCGGUGUCAAACCGUCGAAAGCUAGUGAAAAGGAGUAUUAUUGCGACGAAUGUUGCCCAAAACCGCCGCCAAUAGACUCACUUGGAGGCCGUCAAGGUCAAAAAGGAUCUCGGACGUCCGUAGAACCCAUAAUACAGGCUGAUGACGACCUGGGCGAUGAUGACAUUUGCGUCUUGUGCGAUGGCGAUUGUACAUGCAAUGUCCCUAAAGCGGAGGACGUCGUUGAACCAGUUCCCUCACCUAUUGCAGUGUAUCCACCCGAAAUAUCUCCCAUAACAAAAAGAAAGGCUGGGAAAGGUGCAACGGUGUCUAAAGUGGCCGGAAAAGGAAAAAGCAGCGUGGCUUUGAAAAACAUUCUUAGAGAAGCUCCUCCGGAGAUCGUACCUAAACCAAAAAAGAAAUCAAAGAGGGAUGCGUCUCGUACAGCGAAUACAAAGAAAUCAAAGACGAUUGCUUCCAAAGCAACGGAUAAUUGGAUCGUGCAGGACGCUAGUCAGACAGUUUCGAUUCAAAGUGAUGAUGAAGCAGAGGUCCAGACGCGUGCCGACGAGGAACUAGAGGAUACCAUUCAGAAUAGCGAUGACGACAUCUUUGCGUCUGACGUAGAUGAUGCAUCUGACAUUUAUGCCAUUGUGGAUGGGCAAAAUGGGAACGAACAUGAUGACGACGAGGGAGAGGACCACAGCGAUGAGAACGAUGCUGAUGCUGAUGAGGACGAUAAUGAGGAUGAAGACGUAUUGUCCACUUACCAAAACUACGAUGCAGAGCAGCGGAUUUUAGGAUGGAGCGAGUCUGAUGAGGAAGAGGACGAUGAUGACGAUGAUGACUUUUUCAAGUCCCCGGCAUUGGUGCCAGGCAGAUCCAUGACCACCGCCGAGUCGACGUCUAUUCUCGGUGAUAUCGAUAUUGACGACUUGCUCGAUCUGGGGAUGCCAACAGAGGGUCUCGAAGAGAUUGAUUUUACUAAUGGGGACGAUCCAAUACCAGAUCUGGAUUUUUUCAACGCCGAUUCUCUUGAUAUAGACUCCCACUCACCCGACUCUCAAUCCAAUGGGGUUUGCGACACGCAGACGACAAGCGCGCCAGUAGGCGCAGUUUCAGCCGCAACGUCACCAGGCGACAGUCCUGCCCAACCCGUAACAGUGGGCCCAACGUCAAUAUCCUUUGACAUUAAGAAAACUGAUGUGGGGCCAAACGGGGAAAUCACCACGACGACAAAAACAAUGACGUUCCAGUUGAACGGGACUCAGUCUGCAUUGUUGGCUGCCGGAAAGACAAUUGGAACAAAGCGCCGAGAUGGGGGUGCCAAGCGUGGCGCAAAGACUACCCCAAGGCUUGGACGUGCGGUUACGAGCGGUCCGCUUGGAAGUCCUGGGGUUGGUACACAUAUCAAUGGUUUGACCGGAGGGGCUGCAAGCGCAUCAGCACCUUCAACAAUAUCUCCGUUUCCUUCCUUCUUGUCAUCUUCCGGGACCCCAGGAGGAUAUGCGUCAAUGUCUCCUCUUUUAUCGACUCGCUCGUCCCUCCCAACCUUCCCCCUCUCCAGUACCACAUCUGCUGUUACCGCAGCCACUUUGCUCAAGACGCCAUUGGAUCCUUCCAUUCUUGCUGCCGCAGCAGCUGCCAUGGUCGGUUCUGGGGGAUUAUUGGGAACUCCCUCUACACCUGCAACAGGCACCGGCUUGGCGGGAAGACCUGAUUUGCAGAAACUGAUUGAUAGCAUUACCCUCAAUGCCAAAGUGAAAGCGGCGCUUGCUGCUACCGUUGGUGGGGCCAUCGCCUCUGGGAACACGAAUAUCCCAACCGCGACACAUCCGAAGCCGCAGGACGGAGGGCUUAAAGCAAAGGAUGCCGCACCGAGUGUGCCUGGAACUAGACCAAAUUUUCCUCAACCUCCACCGAAUCCGUUUCUCGGGUUUGACUUUCCAAAGACAAUGGAAGAGUUUAAUCGGUUAUUUAGUCCUCAAAAUGUUGCUGCAGCUGCCGCCGCGGCCGCAGCUGCCGCUGCAGCGUAUGCUUCUACAACUGGUUCUGCAACGGGUUUUACUGGUAAUGCUUCGACGACUACUGCUUUUGCUGGUGUACCGCCUCCUAGUGUGUUGACACAGGCUGUCAUGGGUGCAGGGGUAGGUGCCGUUGGCGGUGGCAUUAGCUCGUUGGGUGCAUCUACCAUACCGGCGCCAGUUGUUUCGGCUCCCAUACCACCUCCCGCACCGUUGUCAGGACCGACAUCUUCCCCAUCCACCAAUCCGCCUAUCAAAGAAGAACCAGCUCCGCCGGCAGAUAUGACCAUGGAGGAUCUCUUUGACACCGCCGCUCUCGAUUCGUCUCUUCUCGAUGCCACCUCCGUUCCUAGUACCUCCGCACAAGAUGAUCGAUGGAGAAAGAUUCCAAUCGGGGCUUUCCGACGAUCGAGACGGAUGAGUGGAGAUGGAGGUGGAUGGCGGGGAUUAAAAGCGGCCAUUAAAGGCGGCCGGAGGGUGUUUAACGAAACGCUUUUGGUAGAGGGUGGCAUGUGGAGCCACCAAACUCCGCAACACAUACCCCUCGACAGUGACACUGUCAAUGAGAGUUUAUCUGUGAAUGCACCCAACGCGACCCAGCAUCGUAUGGAAAACUCUUAUGAAGACGAUUUUGUUCGGGAACUGGGUGGAGAGUGGGGUGCUUUAGAUAAAGCCUGUGAGGAACAUGCUCUUAAUUCACCUGGUGAAUCGGUAUUUGGAGAUGUGCACGGCCGGCGAAAGGGGAAGGGCAAGAAGAAGGGGAAAAAGGUCAAGAUAGGUAGACGGAUUUAAUAGUGUACAUAUCCUUUUGUAAUUUUGGCAUCUUUAUUGAAAACUAUAUAGUAGGUAGAUUUCUAGGGCGUGAGAUUGUGAUUGAGAGUUGAUGUUGUAGAUUGGGUCACUCAAACAGACAUGCAUUAUCAAAAGGAAUAUAAAUUCCAAUUCACAACCA
Molecule: messenger RNA, 3868 nt
Organism: Spizellomyces punctatus DAOM BR117
Lineage: Eukaryota; Fungi; Chytridiomycota; Chytridiomycetes; Spizellomycetales; Spizellomycetaceae
Exons: 5
Coding region: 358-3708 (1116 amino acids)
Biological process (GO): positive regulation of DNA-templated transcription
Cellular component (GO): Set1C/COMPASS complex
Source: RefSeq, a predicted model, not a curated record